UGUCAGUCGCGUCAGAGUCUUUCAUUAUAAAAUAAGGUAAAUAAAUACCACAAAUAAGUGCGUUACAAUCAGUGUGUAGAAAGGCCAAUUGUAUACGGUAGAAGAACAUCUGUCGAACGUCAGGUCGAGGAGUCGAGCUCCAGAGAGCGGUGACCUAAGCAACAGCUGGUUUUCUGGCAACGUGAACAAAGCAUACAAGAUCAACCACUCAAUCAGACUGUCAGGAUGGAUUUUGGUAAGCUGCUGACUAUUGCUCAGCAAAACAGUAAUUAUAAGCCCAAGGCAUCUUGUGAGGCCAAGUUAACUCCACCUAAGAAAGAGUCCAAGAAGUCUAAACAGUUGUCUGACAACAUCAAGAAGUUCCUGGCUAAGAGAGAAGAAGAAGAUAGGCUGAAGGCUUUGGAGGAGAAGAAAAAGAAAGAGGAUUUUUUGGCUCUGAGGGAUCAGAAGGCACAUAAUCGUAUCAGUAAGCAUUUAAAAGUCUGUAAAGCAGCCAAUAAAUCUGUUAUUGCUGAUGCUAUUGACAAUGAAAACACCGCUAUUACAAUUGCAGGACCAGCACAGUGUGACGAAGAUGAUUAUGGAUAUGUUUCUCAAGAAGCAUCUGCGUUGUAUGAUAAAUUGAUGAAUAAAUACAAUUCUCUGCCUCCGGAGAAGCCUUUAUUCAGUAAUGAUGGUAAAAAGAUUGUAAAAGAUAUAGCGUCAACAAAGGACAGAGUUAAACAAGCUCUGAAGCAACAAGCAAUUGAAGAAUCUCAACCGCACAGGAGGAAAAGAAGACAUAAAAAUUCUGAAUCUGGUGGGAAAAUAAAAGAUGAAAAUGAGUCUGAGGAUAGAGAAGGGGAUAAGGAAACAGAAAAAGAUAGAGACAGAGAGAGAGAAAGAGAACCAGAAAAAGAAGAAAAACCUCGGCCUAAAAAAAGACCCAUGCCCCCACCUUUGGAGUUUACAGAGCUUCUAAAAAUUGCCGAGAAAGUAAAGAAUGAGCCAAUUAAAAUUGAACCAAAACUAAAACCUAAUCCUGAUGCAGAAAGAUUAAUGACCAAAAAGCAAAUGCAAGAGUAUGCAAAAGAGAAAGAAUGGCGAGAAAGGAAAGAACAACGCCGUUUGGAAGGUCAAAAAUCAGCACAUACCUCAAAUGACAGUGGUUCUUGUAAGCCUUCGUCUUUUGUUAAGUCUGUAGUAAAGCCAAGCAGUAGUAAAACUGCUGGUGAUGUUCUCGAAAAGACUGCUAUAAAAUCACUGCCACCAAUUGCUAAAAAACCAAGUGACAGACCUGCUGAUAGGAGCAGCUCUACAAACAAGCCUAUUGAAAAGAGCAACAGUAUGCAAAGGUCCACCGAGAAAAGUAGUAGCAUGUACAAGCCUACCGAGAAAAGUAAUAGCUCAUAUAAACCAAUUGAUAAAAAUAAUGGCUCCUACAAGCCUACGGAGAAAACAAAUGGCUCAUACAAGCCCACGGAAAAAAGUAACACUUCAUACAAGCCCACCAACAGAAGUAAUGACGUAUCCAGGUCUGCAGAUAGGAGUAAAGUUCUAGAAAAAUCUUCCAACAGUAGCAGAACUGCCGAAAAAAGUAAUACUAUCACUAAAAGUGCGCCAAAAGUUUCUGAAAAAGACGAAAUAGCUGAGGAACGCAGAAAGUUGCAAGAAGAAAAACUUAAGUUGGAAGAAAUACGGCGUUCCAUUGAAGAGGAAAAGAAGAAACUUCAAAAAAUCAAAAAGGUUGAAAAUAGCAGGCCAAACAGCUCUGCCUCACAAAAAUCUGCAAGUGGCCACAAUAGUAGUAAGCUCAAAGAAUCAGUCAAACCUUCCUCAUCGUUAUCAAAGAGUGGUCCAUCCAAGCAAGUUUCGUCAAGUGCCGUAAAAACAAGACCUUUCUCACCAGCUGAUGUUAGACCAAGACAAUUUCCUCCUGCUGAUGUUAAGCCAAGACAGUUUCCACCUCCAGAUGUAAGACCAUUAAAACCAAAAUCUUCAAAACUCAAAGUAAAUAAGCGUCGGAUUUAUGAUGAUGAGGAUGAUUAUGAUUCGGAGUUGGACGACUUCAUUGAUGAUGGUCCAAUAGACGAACAUGAAGAUUACAGCAAGUACAUUAGUGAAAUAUUUGGGUACGAUAAAAGCAAAUACCGAGACUUCGAUGAUGAUGACGCUGUCAUGGAGAGUAACUUUGCUCAACAGUUAAAGGAAGAAUUUGUAUCUACCAAGCAAGGAAUACUGGAAGACUUGGAAGACAUGAGAAAAGAAUCAAUGGAAAAGAAACGGAAAAAACAGCUUCUCGAACAAUUAAAGAAAAAACGGAAAUCGUAACAAAUAUUUAAUGCAAGACAACCGCUGUUUUAAAGUAUCUGGACAAGUAAAAAAAAAUAUUGAUAAAUGAGUAUUUUUAUACGUCAUGAAUGAUAUUUCUUUGAAAGUACUUUAAAUACUUUUAUAAUCAAGUGUAGGAUGACAUCUAAACUGUAUUAUACGUGGUGUACAGAAAUAGUUUUUACUUUUUUCAAGGAAAAAAGAAUUAUUAACUGCAAUCAUGUUAACCAACUUUGCUUUCAGCUGAUACAUUAAAAUACUGAUUUAUACACAAUGAUGUUUUGAUAAGUUAUACUAGAUACAGAUAAAGUAUUUUCAACUAGAAUAAAAUUGAAAGCGUUUGAGAAGUUGUUAAGGCUGCAAAUAAAAAUAACGAGAGAAUAAAAAUCUCACAACCUAUACAGAUUUUUCAAAAUUUUAUUCAAACUUCAACUUAUUACACUUUGAAUUUAUUUCAAGUCACAAAAUUAAUCUGUAAAUUGAUAUAUUCAUUGAAGAAAAAUUGUAUACGAAAUUUUAAAACUUGAUUUAUUACUGUGAAAUAUUUUUAUCUUAGGGUCAAGUUAUCAACUUAUUGAAAUUCAUGAAAUUUUCCAAAUUAAAAUCGUUAAACACUUCAGAUGAAAUGCACAAGUGCAAUAAACAUUGCACGUUCCUUAACAGUCAUUAUUGUAACUGUUUAUUAAAUAUGUUUUUGACUUAUGUGAUAAAAGAUCAAAACUGUUCUUAGUUGUAUCGAAAUUGUUAACGACCAUUUAUUUUAUGGACGGAUUAAAUACUUUAUUGAAUUAAAGACAAUUAAGUACCUAAAUCUGCGUUUUUUAUUUAUAGAUUAGAAUUCAUGUAACGUAACAUUUCAAAUCAAUUUAAAAUUCAUCAAUAAAUAUACUCUUGCUUGUUGCACGAAUAAAAAUAAUAAGUGUUUACAAAAGACCCUCCCCGAACGAGUGUCAAAUUAUUCACCAAUAUACAUCCCAAGUGGCUGAUAUGUAUAGGGAAUCGAGUGAAUGUUUAGCUGCGUGUACACAGGUGUACAAAUACUACGAAUUCCGGCCAUUGAGACGUAUUACUCGUCUAGAUAGUCCCCGAGGAACGCACGUCAUCAGUUAAAAUAGUUAAAACAGCUAUGGUUAUUUUAGACUUAAAAAGUAAAGUUCGAUGUAAUGCAAUUGUAAUCAAAGCGGGUAAAUCAAGAGCAUGGACACUCGAAAUUUCUAAAAACACAAUAUUAUUCCCUUCCUUCAUUAUUGCAUAUGUUGCAUAUGUCUGGAAAAAAAAAAUGUUCAAACCAGAGAUUGGAUUAAAAAGA
Messenger RNA from Copidosoma floridanum, 3619 nucleotides. Its product is annotated as protein SPT2 homolog. NCBI's taxonomy places the organism in Eukaryota, Metazoa, Arthropoda, Insecta, Hymenoptera, Encyrtidae. Gene Ontology annotation, biological process: nucleosome assembly; transcription by RNA polymerase I. Gene Ontology annotation, cellular component: nucleolus. Gene Ontology annotation, molecular function: DNA binding; histone binding. The record is from RefSeq and is a predicted model, not a curated record.